AUGCCCAAGUCAUUUAGUGAAGAUCUCAAAGAGCCCCCCUCGAAGGUGGCAAGGCGGUCCCCCCCUGAUUCCUCAACUGCUCUGCGUCAACGUGAGGUCGGCUUACAUGACGAACGGCAAACUGCUGUUGCUGCUGCUGGUGCUGCCGAGGAUGACUCGAGUCGGGGGGUCGUCGAUCGGAAACCUACAUUGGACUGUAACAAGAAACUCAGCCAGAUCUUCAGAGAUCUUGAAGCUAAUUUGCGGCAUAAUAAGGGAAGUUCCGAUGAGUUUAGAUCACGGAGUUAUCGGAGGGCUGCUGAUAAGAUAGACAAGCUCGGCUACCCCUUGGAUACCGAUGCUGCAGUGGAGCACUUUGCAUCAGAGUGUGGCAGUGGUAUAGGAGCUAAGACUAUGCAGAAGAUCCGUGAGUUCGUCAACACUGGUUCUGUGAAGAAGGCUGAAGUGAUCGGCACCGCUGAACGUGCUAUAGGCAUUCGUGAAUUGACGAGUGUAUGGGGUGUAGGGGUUUCAACUGCAGAGAAGUGGUAUGCUAUGGGUAUACGGAGUGUCGAUGCACUGAGACAUUCAGGGAGUAUUGAGCAGCUCAAUCACAAUCAGAAAAUUGGUUUGAAAUACUUUGAGGAGUUCAACUGUAAGAUACCUCGCCAGGAAGUUGAAGAGAUUUCCACCGUAGUAUUGGCGGGAGUAGACCAAGCCACUCGUGCCAAAUACGGCGGACUGGAGCAUUUCAAUGUAGUAGUGUGCGGUAGCUACCGACGUGGUAAAGCUAUGUGUGGCGAUGUUGACUUUUUGAUAACGCACAGAAGUCGGCAGCUCACAUACACAGAGAAUGCCGCGAUACUAUCGUCUAUCGUCUCUUGCUUAUCAGAGGAAGGGGUGGCACCAUCAUUCCCUCAAGCUAGGCUCACAGACCAUCUCAACCAAUAUCGGCAACACCAAGAGCAUUCUGAGGAGUCUAGUACUAGUUGCAUUGGUCUUGAUGACUAUCAACAAUUCUGUCAAUACUUUGGUGUUUUCCAGUUGAGCCCUAAACAUAUCCAUCGUAGGGUGGACAUCAAAGUGUGGUCUUUGAGGGAAUACCCAUACGCCCUGGUCCACUUUACUGGUAGUGGCGUCUUCAAUAGACGUAUGCGGUACUACGCAAAGACUAAAUUGGGGUUGAAGGUCAAUGACCACGGUAUAUUCCGUAGUGAUGGCAGCUGUAUAUCCUGCAAGACCGAGAGAGAUGUCUUUGACUGCCUCAAUAUCAAGUAUAUGUAA
Messenger RNA from Perkinsus marinus ATCC 50983, 1263 nucleotides. Its product is annotated as DNA polymerase mu, putative. Gene Ontology annotation, cellular component: nucleus. The transcript is spliced from 12 exons. NCBI's taxonomy places the organism in Eukaryota, Perkinsozoa, Perkinsida, Perkinsidae. The record is from RefSeq and is a predicted model, not a curated record. Gene Ontology annotation, biological process: double-strand break repair via nonhomologous end joining. Gene Ontology annotation, molecular function: DNA binding; DNA-directed DNA polymerase activity. The coding region runs from base 1 to 1263 and encodes 420 amino acids.